CGGUGCGGGCGGGAUGGGGCCGUCCCCGUAGCCCCUUCCUCCCCACACAAUGCCUGGGGUGGCCCGCUAUGCUGGGGGACACUUGGUGGCAGCCAGCCUCCGCGGGUUCUGCCGUCCUCCUCCUCUUUCACAGGGUGGAGAGCAGGUCAGCCGUCCUCAAAACAUCUCGCACACCCUGGUGGGUCCCCAAGUGUCACUCAGCCUGAAGGAAGUUGUCCAUCAAAGCCGGGGAGGCUGUGGGAAUACCUGCAGGGCAGGAGGUGGCAAAAGACCGGUCUCUUUCAUCUUUAUGCCAAGCUCAGAGACUCUCCACAGAGAAGAACUGAACCUGAGAGCUGCCUACCCCCAGAGAGAUCAUUUCAUGAACAUGAAGGAAAUGAAGCCCAGCCUGGUGGAGGAAGGUCCCAAACUUGAAAUAGGAAGCUGCUUACAGAAGUCAAGAGAUGGUGAUACACGGACCUGCCACGCACCCAACCAUAAAGACCUCCAAAAGCUAAGAAGCUCACUCAUAACCCUUAGCCCUUGGUUGAGCUUACAGUGCCUUUCCCUGAUCUCACAGAUGUUUCCUCAAGGAGGUGAGGUUCAGAAGGGAUGCAAGAGCUUCUUGCUGUACUGGAGUGAAAGGAAAGGCAGUGGCAGAAAACUAGCACUAAUUGAUCCUAAAAAAAGGAGUAGUAAUCACAAUCCAGUCAAAGAAAAAGAUUUGCUUACCUAUCCCAAGGAUCAGAGCCAGCCAAACACUCCAAAGGAGAGAUCCUCAGGUAGAGAUCCUUACCCAGAGGCAGCCAGCCCUCAAAUAAGGCUUAGGAAGGAGGGGAACCAGGUUCCACCCCUUCUGGUUGCAUUGGUGAAUUGCUUUCACCUGUGCUCCCAGAGCUGGCUGUGUUACUCUACCAGGUGCUCAAUCAUUGGUUCAGGCCAUGACUUAGUAAUUCCCAUACAUGGGGUCGAGUCCAAGGACAUAACCUGACCUGGGGCUACCAUGGCUGGAUAUCCAACCUGAACAUCCCCUGGCACAACUUAUGGCCAUUUCCUGAAGAGAGCAAAGGCAGGAAGCACUCAAACCCAGCCUGGCAUUUUUGUGUGUUUUGCCCUGAAGUCUGCAAUCCCAACCCAAGGAUGCUGAAGAAAUGGCUGCACCUGAGCCCUUAUUCCUGAGACCCUGCACCUGAGUGUGCGGAUAUGCAUCUGUGCGUGUGUGCCAUGCACAGAAACUUCUGCAGCAAUGCUAAUGGCAUGGAGAAAAGCCAUUAAAAGGAGGAAGAGUUGAGGUUACAGUAUUGUGCUGAAAACU
Molecule: messenger RNA, 1294 nt
Organism: Coturnix japonica (Japanese quail)
Lineage: Eukaryota; Metazoa; Chordata; Aves; Galliformes; Phasianidae
Source: RefSeq, a predicted model, not a curated record